Mytilus trossulus (common blue mussel) is the source of this 2449-nucleotide messenger RNA. RefSeq lists its product as uncharacterized. NCBI's taxonomy places the organism in Eukaryota, Metazoa, Mollusca, Bivalvia, Mytilida, Mytilidae. Gene Ontology annotation, biological process: glial cell differentiation; positive regulation of neuroblast proliferation. Gene Ontology annotation, molecular function: calcium ion binding. The coding region runs from base 164 to 2449 and encodes 761 amino acids. The record is from RefSeq and is a predicted model, not a curated record. Gene Ontology annotation, cellular component: perineuronal net; synapse. The transcript is spliced from 25 exons.
ACGAUUGUUUGAAAGUCCAACACUACCAGGAGGUUCUGAAAUUGUUUGUGUAAAAGACAAGUUUUGUCAUGUUAACCUUUACACUGAAUACAAAUCGUCACCACACUGUUUACCACCAGUGUUUCAAAGUGAUGCACCCUGUACAGUGUUUGGACCCAAAGAAAUGGAUUUUUUUCUGAGUGGAAUUGGUACAGUUUGUCAUUCUGAUAUUGCUUACAGUACAGGUGGCUUAGCAGUUGGAACUAAAACGGAAGUUUGUUUUCAAGCAACCCAAGACGGAGAGACCAGAUGUUAUUUAUUACAUAUAGUUGCCGAUAGUAAAGAUCCUUGUUCAUCCAAUCCAUGUCAGAAUGAUGGUUUAUGUGUUGCCUCAUCAAAUGGUACACAUUCAUGUAUGUGUAAAUUAGGUUUCUAUGGAAAAAAUUGUGAAAUAGGUAGUUGUCCUGCAACAACAUCUAAUCAACAAUAUUGCAAAAAUGGUGGACAUUGUCACACAGAUAGUAUCAUGAAAACAUGUUUCUGUAGACUCGGGUAUAUUGGGCCACACUGUGAACAGAAGACCACAAGUUUAACAAAUCCUGCAACAAGUGGCGCUAAGUUCAUAGGAUCAUCAUUACCAAAAUCAAUUAAAUGUCAUCUUGAAGAUCCAUGUGAAAUACCAUCUGUGUUGAUUGGAGAUACUAAUGCAAAACCUUCAAUGAAGAAAGGUUUUGUGGAUGCCAGUGUACAAGUUCUUGGCCUGAAUUUUCUACAGGAUAAAAAUAACACAUAUGUAUAUUAUACUGUUACUUCUAUACUGCCAAAGAAAAUAGGAAACCAUAAAGUUUGUGUACAAAAUGUGAAUGCUGCUGGUCAAACAGCUGAUGAAUUAUGUUAUUCAAUAGAAGUUACAGCUGAACCAUCUAAACCAGUUUCUCAUACAAAACCACAGUUCAUUGCCCCUACUUUACCAGAUGGAAGUAGUAUUGAAUGUUCAGUUGGUAAAGCUUGCCAUACACGUUUAUGGAUGAAGAGCCAAAUAUAUAAUUCAAAUUGCCCAAUGAUAGAGUCUAAUAUGAAUGCCCAGGAUGGAAUCUUUGUUUUCCAGUCAGAUACAGACCCAAGUCCAUGUUCUACUGAUGUGUCAAUACACACAGAAAUAGAAAGAACAAUAACUGUUUGUUUUACUUUAAAUACUCCUCCUGGAAAAUUUGGACUAGUACACGGAGGAGAAGGGGAGAAAAGGUGUUACAACAUUACAAUAACGAAAGCAACAUUACAUGCUAGAGGACCCUGCAGCAGACUGAUUUGUAUGAACCAAGGUUUCUGCAACGGCAAAGACAGUAACGGAUUCUGUCAGUGUCCAUCUGGAUAUUCGGGACUUACCUGCCAGCUUGCUCAUGGUAAUUCACUCACAGCUCCGCACUCACAGCCGGGUGCCAGUUUUGGAGACCAUGUAUUACCACAGAAGGUAGUAUGUGUUUUGCAUGAGGAAUGUUAUAUUCCAUUUACGGUCACAUCAAGUGCUCAACAACCUUCAGUAAGAUAUGGAACUGUUGAAGCAGGCCUGUCAUCAAAAAAGAUAACAGUAAUACAAGAUCCCAAAAAUCCUGGUACCUUCCUGUGUUAUGUGAUUGUUGUCGGUACAACAACUGGUGUACACAAAACCUGUGUACAAACAGGCGAUACUAGAGAGUUAACUAGCGAUGAAUUCUGUUUUGAGGUUGAAAUUAAAUCUCCAGAUUCUUAUCAGCAUCAAGUGGAAACAAGUCAGCCCUACUUUAUCACGCCAACAAUACCACAUGACUCUAUAACACAAUGUGUACCAGGGAAAUCAUGUCAUGCUUUAUUGUUUAUGUCUGGUGGAUUUUACCCGAACUGUCCCUUUGUAAAACAGACAGAGGGGCCAUCGAACGACCUGCAUAUUUUUACAUCUGCUGAUAAUACUAACUUGAUUGGUAAUUGCACGACAGAUGUAACGUUUACCCCACCUGCAGGAUCAACAGGAAAAUACAGAUUCUGUUUCAAUACAUUUCUUCGAAAUAUACCAGGAGAAACUCGAUGUUUUUAUGUGAUAUACAUGGAAUAUACGCCUGUACCAAUAAGAAACGAGCAUUUUCCACUUGGUUGCACUGACUACGAGGAUAUAAAUUUUAGCUGCCGCAAUUGGAACAAUUCUAUUGGAAUAUGUAGAACAACUUACGGUCCUGUUCAUACAAUAGCCAGACACAGAUGUCCAAGAUUCUGUUCAUUAUGUCAAAGUAGUAUAGGAGCUCCUCAAUCACAACUUCUUCCAACAAUUGCAUCUGGAACUUGUGGUAAUAUACUUGGUAAUGACUGCCUAACGAUUAAUAUAACCAACAUAUGCAGAAACACAUUUGGACAGAAGUACUGUGCAAAACAUUGUAACCAAUGCACAGAAUCUGUUGGUCUUCUGCCAGAUCUUGGUUCCUUGUUUGGACGUAAAUAA